GAAAAUUUUAAGAUGGCGGCUGGCGAGGCGGUAGAACUUAGUCAACUUCCAAUACCUCACUUGGAGACUCUCAGGUCUCAACUUGAAGAAGAAGUAAAAUUGCUGGGAGAUUCCAUGAGCAAAUUAAAAGUCGCCCAACAGAGAUUCGGAGAUUCGAAAGAAAAUGUCAAGAAACUUAUUAACAAGGAGUCAGGAAAACCUAUUCUGGUACCACUGACAAGUUCUAUGUAUGUCCCUGGGACUCUUGAAAACACAACAUCUGUUUUAGUAAACAUUGGAACUGGUUAUUUUGUAGAAAAGGGACUAAAGGAAGCCGAGGAAUAUUUUGGAAGAAAAGUGGAUCUGGUGACUAAACAGCUGGAACUACUGCAACCUAAAUUAAUAGAAAAACAUAAGUUAAGACAAGCUGUUCAGGAUAUGCUUAGUGCAAAAGUCCAAGCUCAAGUCCAAGCACAGUUAGGUGGCAUUCCAGCAAAGUCUUAGAUGUUUUCAUCAACCAAACUUAUCAUUCUCAAAACUUUGAAAAAUGCCAAGGAUAGAUGUGAGCUGAAAUACCAGUACCUUGAAAUUAAGGAGUGCAAUGCAACUCUUUCUCUCGGGGUUCUGAUAGGAUUGUUUAAUUAAUAUUGUGCCCCUUUCUAAUGUGCUCAUUUAAUAUAUAUGACAUAAACUUUGUAAGUUUUGGUUUGAUACUUUCUUUUGUGUUAAUAAUUUACUUAAGACAUUUUUUUAACUUUUGAACUUCCAAUAUGUGAUUUGUAAUUCUCCCUUCAAGUUGUUAGACAUUUUCUUGUUGAUUAGUGAUGAGAAUUCAGUGUUAUGUCUGAUUCAAGAAAAUGUCCUGAUCAAGCUGAUAAGUUUAUCAAUUCUUGCAACCCAUUUACUUCACACUGUCAUGAUAUAGUAGGGAGAAGUGAACUUGUUAAUCACUUCUUGUAAUUUAAGGAUUAAAUAGCUAUUGUUAGAGGUUUUUUUUAAAUAAGUGAUCAUUUAUGAAUCAUGCAGUUAUUUCAUAAGCUGUCGGUUUGUGCUCUGAUCAUCCCAGCAUCAGAAGCAGGAAUCUUGACAGAGCAUGGAUUGAGAUAUAUGUACCAUGUUAUGCUGUGGAUGAAAUUCUUUGCAAAUUUAACCACUGUAAAAGAACAAGAAGAAUUGACAGGCAGUGUUUGGUAGAAUCCAGUAGGUUUUAACUUAUUCAUAUAUAAUUUGUUGCAUUUAUUACAGUUAUGUCAAUUAUGAAGUGGACUUUCCAAUAAUCAGGUUAGCAUGAUUUUUAAGUUUUUUUUUUCCAAGAUGGUAGUGAUACACCUCAGUCCAUUUUGCUUUUUUUUUGUUUCUGUGUAGUGGUUUUGCCCUAGCAUUUUAACCAGCGAGACAUAUUAAUCAAUUAGAAGUCAGACUAUCACCUCCAGAGUUUACUUGUGCAUGAAAAGUGCAGCAACUCAGUGAUUCACCAGUUCUAUGUAGAGUGUGAGCUUUAUUACAUUUAUUUAGUUAUUUAUGCAGAGUCAUAUGAAAAACUUAAAAAUUGAUUGAAAUAAAAAGAAGAAAACCAUUUGUCACAGUGAGUUC
This is a messenger RNA of Stylophora pistillata, 1572 nucleotides long. Its product is annotated as prefoldin subunit 5. NCBI's taxonomy places the organism in Eukaryota, Metazoa, Cnidaria, Anthozoa, Scleractinia, Pocilloporidae. The record is from RefSeq and is a predicted model, not a curated record. Gene Ontology annotation, biological process: RNA polymerase I assembly; RNA polymerase II core complex assembly; protein folding. Gene Ontology annotation, cellular component: prefoldin complex; cytoplasm.